Messenger RNA from Achroia grisella, 741 nucleotides. RefSeq lists its product as uncharacterized. The transcript has a single exon. The record is from RefSeq and is a predicted model, not a curated record. Bases 1 to 741 code for a protein of 246 amino acids. NCBI's taxonomy places the organism in Eukaryota, Metazoa, Arthropoda, Insecta, Lepidoptera, Pyralidae.
AUGCCGCUUAAGCGUACACCACCGCCUUCACCUAUGCCUCAACACAAUACUCCACUAGAACCAGAGGUAACCACUGUUUUUUUAAGAGAUCAUUCUUCUUCUACCUCGAACGUAACUUUAAGGUUGUCUCCUUCUGAACAACUUCAUAGCUCCUCUUCUGAACCAAAUUUAAAUGAGGUUAAAUUUACUAAUACUGCUCGAAAACGAAAACAUUCACUCUAUGAUGAUGAUAAAUUAAAUACAUUUAUGACAGAAAUGCAACAAAUGUUUACGAAGUUUAAGGAGGAUCAAAAUAGGAGGAGUGAGCGAUUGUGUUCCAUUGUUGAGGAUAUUCGGAAUUCAGUGGACUUCCUAGCUCAUAAAUACGACUCGCGUCAGUCGAAAGUGGAUAAGUUGGAAUCGGAUCCUAAAGCGGAUGUUCAAUAUAUGAGAACUUUGGAAGAUAAAAUCGAAAAUUUAGAACGUAACAGCAGAUCAACCUGCCUGGAAAUUAGGAAUAUUCCAGUAUUGUCUUCUGAAACUAAAAGCGACCCUGUUGAGACAUUUGUUAAAACCUGCAAUGUUAUAAAUGCACCAGUCCAGAAUAGCGAAGUAAAGGAUAUAUUCCGCAUCAAAACUAAUGAGCAAGCAAAUAAAGGGAAGACAAUUAUAGUGGACCUUACCAGCUCUUUACUCAAAGAAAGGAUAAUAUCAAUGUACCGCAAAUAUAAUAGAGGUAACUCUAAACUAACCACAGAAUAA